AGAAAAUUUGGCAAUAAAUUUCAUUAAUUAGAAGAAGAAAGCAAUAGAAAUCAAUAAAAAGAAUUGGUAAUCAGUUGUCGUUAUAUUGUUUACUAUGAUUAGAUUUAAUGAAGAGAAUUGUACAAUUAUCAUUGAGUUAUUCAUUCUUUCGUUCAUUCAUGAAUUGUAAUACAUGCUCUGAUGUAUCUUCAGAUACGGGGUCUGUACAGUCACCAUUUACACCUGUACAGCAAACGACCCAAUCAACAUCAAUUCAUUUAACUAAUUCAAAUACAAUCGAUUCCAUUUAUUCAAGUGGUAAUCCUAAUAAUAAAUUUAAUGCAGCUAUGUUAUCAUCGAUAAUGACAUCAUCAUCGUCAUCAACAACUACAACACCGAUACCAGUAACAUCACAACAAAGCAAUCUUGAUUCAUCAUCAAUAAAUAAUAGUUUAUUGAAUUCUAUAGAACGUGAUCGUAAACAACGUGAAUUUAUACCGGAUUCUAAAAAAGACGAUAAAUAUUGGGAACGUCGGCGUAAAAAUAAUGAAGCAGCUAAACGAUCUCGUGAAAAACGUCGACAAAAUGAUAUUCUCAUGGAAUGUCGUAUUAAUCAAUUACAAAUACAAAAUCAUAAAUUACAUCAUGAAUUAAUCGAGUUGAAAUUACGUUUUAAUGUACCAUUAAAUGAUGAAGAUAAAAAAUUUAUGGAGAAUCAAUCAUCAACGUUAGAUGAUACACAAAAUGAUGUAUAUAAUGAACACCAUGAUCAUCAUCAUAAUAAUAGUGAUGGAGAAUUGAAAUUAUCCGAAAUGGAUUGUUGUAUGAUGUCAACAACAAAGUCAAGAAAUGAUUCAUUGUCGAUGGAUGAUUCACAAAAUGAAAUGUUAUUAAAAAGUGAUCAAUUAUCAUCAGUAUCACCAACACCACCGCCAUUAUUGCCACAGUCGCCUACAACAACAACGAUGUUGAUGACAAUGACGACAGCAACAGCGACAACAUCUUGUACAUCAGCGACUGUUUUGCCAGUGUCAACGUCUUUAAUUGAUCCAUUAAUGAAUUCUAUGGUAAUGACAACGACAUCCUCGUCAUCAUCAUCACCUUUGUUGUUACAAUCAUUAAAUCGGAUGAAUUGUGAACAACAAAUGAAUAUUGAGUUGACAGCAACAAACACGACAUCUACAACAUCAAUUCUAUCUACUAAUCAUAAUCAUACAGUCUCGAAUAAUUUUUUAUUCCCUCAAUUAAAUUCAUUAGAUAACACUGAUUUAUUAACAUUGAAACGUAUAUUCUCUAGUUUAGGUGUUGGAUGUUUAUCAACACCAUCAACUACUUCAUCAGUGGCAACGAAUCACCCGUCAUCAACAUCAUCAUCAGCUUCUCCGCUAAUUGCGGCAGCGGCGGCCGCGGCAGCUGUCGCCGCAGCUGCUACAAAUGGCGGUUGUACAAUGCCUUUAUCACCUAUUCCCGGAAACAAUAACAAUGGUGUAUGUACAACUUCGACAACAGCACCAUUUAAUAAUCUGUCAUCAUUGAAUACGACAGCUGCAUUAUUACUUCGACAAGCUGGUUUAAUGCCAGCAUCUACUACUCCUCCGCCGCCACUGCCUCUACAAUCUACUCUUCCAAUACCUCAACAUCCUCAAACAACUAGUUGUGGGUUGCACGACAAUAUUUCAGUUAUAAAAAAUAAUAAAAAUGAUAAAUUGUCAUUUUCAUCCUCAGUCAUACCACUGACAGCGGGUCCCGCUGCUAAUGUUGGUGGCGGUGGAAACGGCGGUGGUCGCUGUUCAUCAGUACACUCAGUAAAAUCAGAUCUAUCUAAUAAUUCAAAUGAUUAUUUCGAAUCUCCAUUAGAUCUUAGUUUAUGUUUACAAAUUAAAUCUGAAAGCCACAAUUCUGAACAUUUUCUAAGUGAUUCAAACUCAGGUACAUCAACCCUGGAUAAACGUUAUCAAGAUCGUCGACGUCGUAAUAAUGAAGCAGUACGUCGUUGUCGUGAAAAUAAACGUGCACGUCUACUUGGACGUACAGAAACUACAGAGAAAUUACAAAGUGAAAAUCGUUGCCUACGUAAUGAAUUAAGUGGUUUAAGUAUGGAAGUUAAAGCAUUACGUAAAUUGCUUACAGUCGGUGGACAACAACAGGAUCAGCAAGAAAAUACUACCACCUUUACUACUAAAAACAAUAAUUGUAUGAGUCGUAAUGCUAGCAGUAAUGGUAUGGAUUAUUCUGAUGACAAUAAUGAAAUAAAGUUGUUUGAAGAAACAACAGCAACACUGAAACAUGAUCAGAAAGAAGUUCCAUUAUCACUAACGUCAUCGUUAUCACUACGACGGCGACCACCACCACCACCGAUAUCUAUGCCAUCUUCAGAUGGAGAUAAUGAAAAAGAAGUUGAGAAUACUGUGAUUGUUGAUCAUGAAACGGAAAUGAUUGAAACUAUGAAUGAUAAUAAUAUUGACAACACUGACGAUGAUAUUGAAAUGCCAACUUUAACCACCAUGAAUGUGGAUAAUUAUUCCUUGGAUGAUGAUGAUGAUGAUGAUGACGACGAUAAUUCAUUGAGGUCUCAAACACAUACUGAUCAUCGUAAGAAAUUAUCAUCCAAUAUCACCAUGGAAACAUCCUCAUCAAAUGGUCGAAUCAAUAAAAAUGUACGGGUUUUAUUGCCAAAUGAACAUUCCCAACAUAUUGAUAACUUAUUACAGGAAAAGCUAAUUCAUAUUGCACAGAUGGAUACAAAAGACAAUACAAAUGAUACUGCCACUACUACUACUACUACUAUUACUAAUACUACUAAUAACGAAAAUAUCAGUUCCUCUGACAGUAAUAAAAUUAUGGAUUGUACUAAAAGCGAUAAUGGUAGUCGAUGUGGCGUUGAUGUCGGUGGUAAUAGUAUUAGUAUCGCUGUUACAAAUACUGAUGGAACCCAAUCGACUGAAUCAUUAAGUCAUGUAAAUAAAAAUGUAAAUGAUAAACCGACAACUAUCAUCUUACGUGGACGUCGACGUACAUUGAAGACACCAAUACAUAAUAAAAACGCUAAAACUAACAUAAAUCAUAUCAAUCAUCAUCAUGAUCAAAAUACUACUGAUACUAUUGAUAAUAUGAUUACUUCUAGUAUUACUCAAACUACUGAUCUGAAUGAUGCAUCAAAUACAUCCAAUAUAAUAUCCGCUCAUAAACAACAUACACCUCCUUCCUGUAAUACUGCUACUAACAUCAUAUCAAGUAGUAUAUUAUCGAAAAGUGAAAAUUCUUACAUUCUACCCGAUAAAUCAACUUAUUUUCAACUAACUAAUGAAUAUUCCACAAGAAAUUCAGGGAAAGAAGAUAGUAUUUUAACUUAGCAUUUAUUUAUGUUUGUUUUUUUGAAAAAAAUUUAAUUUGUGUUGUUUAUAAUUAUGAAUUAUAUACACCCCAUCCCAUUCCACCCCGUCCUCUGGCCUUUUCUUCUUCUCGUCUCUUUUGUCCUAUCUUUUUUUUGUGGUUUUGGCGAUUUCCGACUAAAUUCAUCAUCAUUACCUUAUUUUUGUGAUCAAAAGAGAACACAUAACUCAUGUUUAUUACACUGAUUUCAAAGUUAGUAAUCAUGUUGGCGCCGAUGUCUUCUGACCAUUAUUUUUCCGAUUGAUCAUGUACAUAUAUUCCUGGAAUUUAUGCAAUCAUGAUUCAAUUUUUACCUGUUUUCUUUAUUCCAUGGAUUGAUUUCUUCCACAGUUUAUUCCUCCUUCAUUGUCUUCCUACUUUUAAUUUUCCUUUCUUCGAUUUAAAUCUUAGAACUCCAAUUGAAUCUACUUAUUGUGAAGUAAACAUUGAAAAUGCAUACAUUUUCAAAAGGUGUUCUUAUUGCUUAAUUGCUACAUUGGUCAGUUAAUUUACUAUUUCAUAUGAGAUCAGAUAACGCAUAACAUCAUAGUCUUUGAAGAUGACAAUAUAAUCGAUAUCAUGUUGAUUGACAAAUAAUAACCUCUUGAUACUCUCUCUCUCUCUCUUCAUUUCUCUUAACUAUACAGACAACAUGACUACUCUCGUUAAUCCCUACUGAUUGACUAUUCAUAACCAACAAAGGUAGCAGUACCACUACUAAUAAUAAUAGCAAUAAUAAUAAUAAUAAUGAUAAUAGUUUUCCAAAUCGAUCUUCUUCUAUUUGUAUCCCAAUUAUUUAUAAUAUGUAUUUUUGUUUAUUCGUUUGUUCGUUUUUUGUAUCAUGUUGUUUGUUUGUUUAUUGUUACGAGAGAAGGCGGUUUUUUUUAGAAAAGUAUUUUAAUAAAUAGACAAUUUACAACAUUGUCCCCGUUUAUCUCAUCCUCCAUUCUCCAUUUCUGUGUAUUUUUUCCCGUCCAAAAGAUAACACACUUUCCAUGACAUGUAGGAUGAUGAUGAUACAUUAUCAUCACUGUUGGCUGGUUCAAUCUUUACCUAUUGAACAUUGAGUUUUGUUGUUCACAUUUUGAUUGGUUUUUGUUUUUUACGAAAAACACUUGACUAUACAUAUAUAUAUAUAUUCCAAUGAUUCAUAUUAAUGAGUUGUUUUUCUAUGAUUUGAUACUGUGCUCUUCACUUUAUCAUGUAGAUUAUUAACUUUUAACUUACCUCAGCGGCGAUGAUGGUUGUUUCCUGCCCGUUUUUUGUAUCCUAUACAGUACUGAUGUAAAUAAUAAUAAUAUUAUUACUAGUCUCUGUUUUUUUCCGUUGUUUUUUUACCUGUUAUUUUUCUAAAAAGUGAUUAUCUUUGUACUCCAUCACGCAUUCCUCUACUCGUUAUAUUACACUGGCAUGUGUAUGUGUGUGUGUGCGCGCAAAUUCUUCUUACCUGUUGAAUUCUUUCAUUAUUAUCCCUUUUUCUUCAAAAAAAAACAUACGAACAAUUUUCUUGUUUCCUUCAAGAGUUAAGUUUUUUUUGUUUGAUAGAGAUGAGGCGUGAAUUUAAACCGAAGUUCAAUGGAAUUACGAUCUAAAACAACAAAUAUUCUUCAUCAUCGAAAGUCAGCCAUCAGCAUUUUCUUUAUUUCUACUAUGUACCAUGUUGUUUUUCUUUCAAAUCUUAUGAAGAAUGUCUUUGGACUUAACAUGAUAAUUAUUGGUCUAUUCCUCCCCAUCCACAACACAUUUUUUAGUGAGAAAUGAAGAUAGCAAUAAUAUUGAUAAAUAAGCGCCAAAUACGUUACGUUUCUUCUUAUCUUUUUGUGUUUAUGAGAAUACCUUGCUAAUAUUCUGUAUUUUUGUGUGUUUAGAGUGUAAAAAUGUAAAAUAAACGUGUAUGUCUGUAAAGUAUAUGUAGAUGAAUAUCUAGGUGUACUGAAACUUAUUGUGUAAUGACUACCCCACACGCACACACAUACACAUUGGUGACUAUGUAAGAAUAAUCCUAUCGUUAAUAUUAUUACCAUUAUUAUUAUUAUUAUUAGUGUAUACCUACAAAAGGAACAAUUUUAUUGUUGAUAGUAAUCAUCAUUGUGUAAUAAUUUUUUUCUAAUUUUAAAGAGAAAAACAAACAUUACAUUCCUAUUAUAUGAUUCCUUUUUCUCUCUGUCUGUACGUGUAUGUAUGUAUAUAUAUAUAUGUGUGAGGUUCUUCUCCUUAUUUAUCAACAUUACUACUAUUCCACUCAUUGCACAUCAACCUGUGUGUGAUGAAUUUACUGCUCAGACGAUAACAACGAUAAUUAACAACUGGGAGAACUUAAAAGUUACGUAAGAAACUAAACAGAAUGAUAAAUGUAUUCCACAAACUAUUGUGAAUUGAUUUUUGUAUUUUAUAUAUUAUUCAUUACACAAUCUUCUAUAUAUAGUAUCAAUCUUAAAUGUAAUAUUGUAUGACAUUACUAUUACGAUGAUUAUUACUAUUAUUAUUGUAUACUUUUAUGAAUACUGUUACCGAAUUACAAGUUGUUAACUAUUGUAUUGUUUCUGUCACUUAUUAUAGAGAAGAAUUGUAAAAGUGAAACAAUCAGUGCAUUUUUUUCACCGGUGUCUUAUUACUAUUAUUAUUAUCAUUAUUAUUACUAUUAAUAUUGUCUAUAUGUUCGUGACAUUGAUGGUGUGGAUUAUGCUGAUGACGAAGAAGAAGAAGAAGAAGAAUAAGAAAAGAACAAUAAUUCUGAUAAAUUAACCUGGCAGUUUCUAUUCUGGUCUAAUCUUCUUGUUAUUCAGCCAUUCAAUUUCUUUUUUUCUUUCUAAUCUCUUUCUAAGUAUGUUCAUUGUGCUCAAUGACAAUAAAUAACGAGGGUUUUUUUUAAUGUUCGUAUCAUUCCUGUUUUAUUACUCUUAUUAUUGUUAUUAUUACUAUUGAAUAAUAAAGUUUUUUUCUUUCGUUUUUAUAACUUUGCUUCGUGUUUUCUUUUCGUUGUUGUACAUUUCAAUUUGUUGAUAGUUGACAAAAAAUAGGGUAUAAGUGAACUUAAGUUACUACUUAUUAUUAUGACUAUUAUAUUGACUAAAGCAUUAGAUAUUCAAACAUUAAUUUUCUGGUUUGAAUCCCUCGGUUCGCUUAUAUAUCGUCUUGUAUAGUUGAAAUGAGCGGAA
Schistosoma haematobium is the source of this 6509-nucleotide messenger RNA. RefSeq lists its product as uncharacterized. Gene Ontology annotation, biological process: circadian rhythm; regulation of DNA-templated transcription. The record is from RefSeq and is a predicted model, not a curated record. The transcript is spliced from 3 exons. Gene Ontology annotation, molecular function: DNA-binding transcription factor activity; DNA binding. NCBI's taxonomy places the organism in Eukaryota, Metazoa, Platyhelminthes, Trematoda, Strigeidida, Schistosomatidae. Bases 108 to 3332 code for a protein of 1074 amino acids. Gene Ontology annotation, cellular component: nucleus.